Molecule: messenger RNA, 942 nt
Organism: Hyla sarda
Lineage: Eukaryota; Metazoa; Chordata; Amphibia; Anura; Hylidae
Product: olfactory receptor 5I1-like
Exons: 1
Coding region: 4-942 (312 amino acids)
Biological process (GO): sensory perception of smell; G protein-coupled receptor signaling pathway
Cellular component (GO): membrane
Molecular function (GO): G protein-coupled receptor activity; odorant binding; olfactory receptor activity
Source: RefSeq, a predicted model, not a curated record
AAGAUGAACACAAGUUUGGUAAAGGAAUUCCGUUUCAUGGGCCUCACAGACAGACAUGAACUUUACAUUCCUCUAUUCAUCCUUUUCCUUUUUGUUUAUAUCAUUACUGUACUGGGCAAUGUUGGGAUCAUUGGUUUGAUUAAGAUGAACAAGCAUCUCCAGAAGCCUAUGUACUUAUUCUUAAGCAACCUUUCAUUUGUAGACCUUACAUACUCCUCAUCUGUCACUCCUAAGAUGCUACAAGACUUGUUAUCUGAGUCCAGGACCAUCUCAUACAUCGGCUGUUCGCUGCAGAUGUACAUAUUUGUUUCGUUUGCAACCAUUGAAUGCCUCCUUCUGGGUGUUAUGGCCUAUGACCGCUAUGUAGCUGUCUGCAGACCUCUGUUAUAUGGUGUUAUCAUGAGUAGCAUUGUGUGUCUUCAGUUGGUGACUUCUGCUUAUCUGGGAGGCUUCCUGACUGCGUUGGUGCACACUAGUUUUGUGUUUCACGUGAAUUUCUGUAAAUCGAACGUCAUCAGCCAUUACUUCUGUGACUUGUUGCCACUUUUCAAGCUGUCUUGCUCUGAUAUAUCUGUCAAUAUCGCUGUGAUGUUCAUUUUGGGUGGUUUGGUAACUAUGACAUGUCUGAUCAUUAUCAUUGUGUCCUAUACUAAUGUAGUCCUGGCCAUAGUGAGAAUUCGAUCUGCUCAGGGCAGAUAUAAGGCAUUAAGCACCUGUACCUCUCAUAUGACUGCUGUCACCAUCUUUUAUGGCACGGUGCUAUUUAUGUAUUUCCGUCCAUCCAACAGCUAUGCUCUACAGCAGGACAAAGUAGUGUCAGUCUUCUAUAGCAUACUUAUACCAAUGUUAAACCCAUUGAUUUAUAGUCUGAGGAAUACGGAGGUUAAAGAAGCUUUAAAGGGACUGGUAAAAAAAAUAGUUCAAAACAAAUGUAUUGAUUAG